Trematomus bernacchii (emerald rockcod) is the source of this 1533-nucleotide messenger RNA. Its product is annotated as low affinity immunoglobulin gamma Fc region receptor II-like. Lineage: Eukaryota; Metazoa; Chordata; Actinopteri; Perciformes; Nototheniidae. Bases 22 to 738 code for a protein of 238 amino acids. The record is from RefSeq and is a predicted model, not a curated record. Gene Ontology annotation, molecular function: transmembrane signaling receptor activity. Gene Ontology annotation, biological process: cell surface receptor signaling pathway. The transcript is spliced from 5 exons.
CUCAGUCAGCAGCCAGACGCCAUGGAGGCCACAGCGCUCUGCAUCACACUGUGGAUGACGGUGUUUCUGCAGCUCUGUGAACAGAAAGCUGAUACAGAUGUUUGGAUCGAACCAUCCAGACUUCAAGUCUUUGAAUACGAUCCUGUCUCUUUAAGAUGUGUGGGCUUCGAUGGUUUGACUGAUGUGAACAUUUUACGGUGGAGCAAAGCAGGAAAGGAAACUUGUGAUGGCUCAAAAUGGGGCUCAUUGAAUGAGAAUAAAUGCACCAUUAAAUCUCCUUAUAAAGAGGACAGUGGAGAUUACUGGUGUGAGGCUGGAGGGAAGAAAAGCGUCUAUGUGGACGUCAUUAUCACCGGUGGCUCUGUGAUCCUGGAGAGUCCUGUGCUUCCUGUGAUGGAGGGAGAAUCUGUGACUCUGAGCUGCAGAAACAAGACGACCACUUCCUCCAUCCUGUCAGCUGACUUCUAUAAAGAUGGCCGCCUCAUCAGGACCAGCUCUACAGAGAACAUGACCAUCCACAAGGUUUCUAAAUCUGAUGAAGGACUCUACAAGUGCAGCAUCUCUGAAGGUGGAGAAUCACCAGAGAGCUGGCUGACUGUCAGAGCUGUUCCCUCCUCGGAUCACUCCCUUCACGUCCUCCUCGUCUUAAGGACUGUGUUCACCAUAGUGAUGGUCGCUCUGCUGCUGCUGCUGGUGGGACUGCUGCAUUGUGGGAAACUCAGGGUCACACAGAAAUAACUAAUGUAAAAAGGUUAGAGUUUGGUCAUCAAGAUAAUGAACACCACGAGCCGAGGACAUUAUCACUUUCUUCAGCGUUGGAUCUCUUCUUUUGCUCAGGUUGAGUGUGAGGUGUGUAACUUCUCUGUGUCACAUGAUGGUACGAGCAGCAGCUGUUAGACUUUCUCACACUCAAGACAAAGUUAAAAACCACAGAGGUACUGACUGACACAUGCAUUUAUUUUAGAAGGCGAGCUGAGGGUUUGUUGUUCUGAGUUUUAUUUUAGACUCCAGAUACUUUCAGCUUCUCAGACACAACCCACAGAACAUAUUUGUAUGUACAGUAAAUGUAGGUGGAAGAGGCUUUGUAGAAACAGCAAAACGUUUAUGGUUAUAUUGGGUUGCUGAAAGGGUCAACAACUCACAAAUCAAUUUACAAAUACAAAAUGGUAUUUUUAAUAUAUAGUUAAUUUAACUGACGGGACAUAUAUACAGAAACAUAUUUGGAAGUUGGUAUUUCCAAAAGAAAUAUCAAAACUGUAAAUCAGCAUCUGAACUUUUCAAUUUAAAAUACAAUUUAAAAUUCAUUAUAUCUUCAUAGCAGAACAUAUAGUGCUGUAUUAUAGUUUUAACGUACACAAUGACAACAAUACACGAUUCAUAAGAUCUGUAAUGAUCGUAUAUACAUUUCAAAUCCAGUAAACUCAAAACCUUUUAUUUUUUUAAUUUCCAUAUUCUCGCCUUUCAUAAGAAUGUUUUGACUGAAGAAAAGUAUAUUUUUAUAACAAUAUAUAAAAUAAAGAUAUGUUCACCACA